Pimephales promelas (fathead minnow) is the source of this 3094-nucleotide messenger RNA. RefSeq names its product synaptotagmin binding, cytoplasmic RNA interacting protein, like (gene syncripl). The record is from RefSeq and is a predicted model, not a curated record. Gene Ontology annotation, molecular function: RNA binding. NCBI's taxonomy places the organism in Eukaryota, Metazoa, Chordata, Actinopteri, Cypriniformes, Leuciscidae.
GGCAUGAGUUUCGCCGCCAUUUUGCACCAGACCUAUUGAAAAGAGUGAGAUAUCAGCAGACACGGCGGGAUCUGGCCACUUUAUCCUCUUUCAGUACAUUUCUCUCUGGAUUUAUCCCAACAUAAUCCAAGAUAUUAACUGACAGGUCCUGGAGACAUGGCCACGGAGCAUAUAAAUGGGAACGGUACGGAUGAGCCGGUGGAGUCGCCGGCUGCGGUGCCGGUGACCCAAUCAGAGCACUUCCAGACGCUGCUGGACGCCGGCUUACCCAGGAAAGUGGCCGUCAAACUGGACGAGAUCUACAUCGCAGGGCUCGUGUCUCACAGCGAUCUGGACGACCGAGCGAUCGAAGCUCUGAAAGAGUUCAAUGAAGAGGGAGCGCUGCAAGUUCUCCUGCAGUUCAAAGACAGCGACCUGUCGCAUGUUCAGAACAAAAGUGCGUUCCUCUGUGGCGUGAUGAAGACGUACAGGCAGAGGGAGAAACAGGGGACCAAAGUGUCAGACUCCACUAAAGGACCCGACGAGGCCAAAAUCAAGGCUUUGCUGGAGAGAACCGGCUACACGCUUGAUGUGACGACGGGCCAGCGCAAGUACGGGGGUCCUCCUCCCGGGUCGACCCAUGCCGGGGUCCAGCCCACCGUCGGCACCGAGAUUUUUGUGGGAAAGAUCCCGCGGGAUCUGUUUGAAGACGAGCUGGUCCCUCUGUUCGAGAAAGCGGGGCCGAUCUGGGACCUUCGCCUGAUGAUGGACCCGCUCAGCGGCCUGAACCGCGGAUACGCCUUCGUCACCUUCUGCACUAAAGAGGCGGCGCAAGAAGCCGUCAAGCUAUGUAACAACAACGAAAUUCGCCCUGGGAAACACAUCGGCGUGUGCAUCUCCGUUGCCAAUAAUCGUCUUUUUGUGGGAUCCAUCCCGAAGAGCAAAACUAAGGACCAGAUCGUGGAGGAGUUUGCCAAAGUCACUGAGGGCCUGAAUGACGUCAUCUUAUACCACCAGCCCGAUGACAAGAAGAAGAACCGAGGCUUCUGCUUCCUGGAGUACGAGGAUCAUAAGACGGCGGCCCAGGCGCGACGCAGGCUAAUGAGCGGCAAAGUGAAGGUUUGGGGGAACGUGGUGACGGUGGAAUGGGCCGAUCCCAUAGAAGACCCCGAUCCCGAAGUCAUGGCCAAGGUCAAAGUCCUUUUUGUAAGAAACCUGGCAAGCACAGUAACAGAAGAGCAUCUCGAGAAGACGUUCUGUCAGUUCGGCAAACUGGAAAGGGUUAAAAAGCUUAAAGACUACGCCUUCAUCCACUUCGAGGAGAGAGAUGGCGCUGUUAAGGCUCUUGCUGAAAUGCAUGGGAAGGAUUUGGAAGGGGAACAAAUUGAAAUCGUCUUUGCGAAGCCGCCUGAUCAGAAGAGGAAAGAGCGAAAGGCCCAGAGACAAGCUGCUAAAACUCAAAUGUAUGAUGAAUAUUAUUACUACGGCCCACCGCACAUGCACGCCCCGACGAGAGUGAGAGGCCGAGGCGCCAGAGGUUAUUCGUAUCCUCAUGACUAUUACAGCUACGAAGAUUAUUACGAUUACUACGGCUAUGACUAUCACAACUACCGAGGCGGAUACGACGAUCCCUACUACGGCUACGAUGACUUUCAAGCUCACGUCAGAGGAAGAGGCAACAGAGGAUCCCGCGGCCCCACACUGACCCGAGGCCGGGGCUCCAGCGCCCCCCGAGGACGGGCCGGCUUCUCCCCGCGCCCGGGGCUGGGCUCCAGCAGAGCCCGAGGGUCCCGAGGAGUCCAGCAGAGAUGUCGAGUGGCACCUUGUGGACGAAACGGACCAAAGGGAAAGGGGGUCGAGGCUGGUCCUGACCAGGUAGUAUGAAGACUUGUUGUAUGGGGUUACACCGGAUGCUACCAGUGUUCAUAAGGUUAAAGCAAACUCCCUGAUAUUCCAGCCUGUAUUGAAGCAUAUCUCCAGUACUGCCAGUCCCAACAAAAAAUCCUUUUUCACAUUCGGAGCCCGUCUAAGUAAACGCCCCUCCCCGGUCCCGUAGUCGACGCGUAAGCAUGCCACAUCUUGGGACUGAAGUUCAGACUCUCAAGGAUACCGAAUACGUCAGAUGUGUUUUGCACUUUUUUUUCUUUUCUACUCCUGCGUUUGAAGUGGCUCGAAGGAGCUUGAUGCUGAUGUAUAUUUUUGUGCUAACUACAACUUUCUUUGUGGGAAUGUCCAUGUUAACCUAAAACGUCUGGUAGAGAACAUCUGCGGGGGGGGGUUCGGUGUAACCACCUCUCACGGACGAGUCAGGCAUUCCAGGAACGUGGUUCUUUUCAGAACUUGUCUUUUUAAGGGUCGGUUAACUACCUCAGUAGAGAGGAUUCGACUACCCUGCCUGUACUGUAAAUAGGGACACUUAAAAACAAACAAAAAAAAAGCAUAGGAGCAGGGCUUGUUCCUUAUGAAAUAUGCACAAGAGCGGCGGCUCAGAAGAUAUUCUUAAUGUAAUAUAGUCAAUCCGCCGCCGCUCUGACAUUGCGAACAGUAAAACUGGGCAUGCAAAUGAAUCUCAUGUGAUGAGCUGGAACAAGCCCUGCUUUUAUCCUCCUUUCAACUGAAUUAGCUGCCUUGCUUCUUCAGAUUAUGUAGUUACUGGGUGUAUGAUUGUAUGAUAGUUUGGAAUAAAAUGUUACUUUUGUACCGGCUUAAACAUCACAAAUGCACCCGCUGCGUUUGCUAAGCCCUGCGGUGUCCCUUUUUCGUCCGGGGCGGUUCACGCGAAUGAAUUAUGUAGGUUUUAUAAUCAAUCAUGCGAUCAAUAUUUUCAGUGGGCAUGAGAUGAACUGGUUUCUGAAGGAAAGGGGACACCGCAGCUUCAGUUUAUAUUCCAUAUAUAGCAAGCAGGUGACCGAACCAUUCAACCGGUUUUGUACACAGUUAACUCCCUCUCGAUAAAGCUGUAACAUUGCAACCUUUUGAAAAGAUGUGAGCAGUUUUAAACUAUUGUUGGUGGCCAACAAUGUUUUUGCAUUCCAGCAAAUAAAUUGUUUUAUACUGUAAAAUGAGGUGAGUGUAACUUAUUUUUGUAAUAAAGGUUUUGAAUUCUAUCUUAAAA